CGCGUCACCGCCGCUUGCCGCAUCCGCAAGAUCUCCCCGGACCAGCUCGGGAGCAGGGCCGCUGCGGGAGCCACCAGAUCUCUGCGGUCCUCGUCCAUCAUGGCCGACUCGGAGAACCAGAGCCCCGUGGAACCCAGCCAGGCGGCGGCGGCGGCGGCGGCGGAGGCUGCGGAGGAGGUAAUGGCGGAAGGCGGCGCGCAGGGUGGCGAUGCGGAUGGCGCGGCGGGGGAUGCGGAUGGCGCGGCCGGGCAGAUGGCCGAGGAGCCCCAGACCCCCGCGGAGAGUGCGACCAAGCCCAAAAAUGACUUCAUCGAGAGCCUGCCCAACUCGGUGAAAUGCCGGGUCCUGGCGCUCAAGAAGCUGCAGAAGCGAUGCGACAAGAUCGAGGCCAAGUUUGACAAGGAAUUCCAGGCCCUGGAGAAGAAGUACAACGACAUCUACAAGCCCCUGCUCGCCAAGAUCCAGGAGCUCACCGGCGAGAUGGAGGGCUGUGCGUGGACCUUGGAGGGCGAGGAGGAGGAGGAGGAGGAGUACGAGGAGGAGGAGGAAGAGGGAGAGGAGGAGGAGGAGGAGGAGGCUGCGGCGGAGGCUGUUGCGGGGGCGGCCGCGCGCGCGAAGGAUGCGGGUGCCCACGAGAUGCCUGACGAUGCCAAGAAGUAAGGGGCAGGGAUGGUCGCGGGGGGACCGGCGGAGAACACAGCCUUUUUUUUUUUUUUUCCAAAUAUGGGUGGACUCGAGGCUCAGGUUUUUGACCAAAAUGCAAUGUGAAUCCGUUCAGACAUUCCUCAAAGAGAUCAAUUAGAUCCUGGUCAGCCCGAUUCAAAUUUGACUUUCAUUUCUAACCUGAUAAGAUCUAUCUACCAAAAGGCGUUGAAGGAAACCAAAUUAAGUUUAACAUUAUCUUCCCAUGACUUCUUCGGGGAGGGCUAGAACGGAGGCUCACGAGGGGUGUGAGCGGAUGCAGAGAACGUCACCUUAAACCCCAUUCAUCACGCGGUCAUUACGCGGCACUCGGAACCCCCGAGCCAAGACGCACUCCUGAUGCCUCAUCCUUGCAUUUCGUGAGUCCUGACAUUUCGCAGUGCAGAGGAAGCAGAACCCCAGGAAAACGUCAUCGCAGACUUUGCUCUUGUAACCCAGACAGCAGCCUGACGCUUCAGAGAAGGGUGAUGGCAUAGGGGAAGCCUGCGACGCAGAUCACGCACCGCUGUUAACGGGGCCGGGAAAACUGCCAUUUCAAGUUCUGAAUAACUGAAUGUAGGGAAACAACAUGGUUCCAAGAGAGGGCGUGAAGCCUGUAUAAUAUCGUCAACAUGUGUAUUCAUUAGUUAUGAUCUCAUGUUUUAUGUGUUUUCUUGGUGGUGUCUAUUUACAGAGGCGUAAAAAAUAUCCCAAAUGUUUAAGUAUUAAAUCCCCUUACCUAGUGUUUUAUUAGUAUUAAUUUACUUGAAGAAAUGUAGAAUGUAGCAAGCUCUGUAAAGCAUGUGUAUCCAGUGUUAUGUCGUUUGAUCCUGUGAAGUCUUUCUGUCAUGUAGCUUUUAGGGUAUAGCUGUGAAAAUCAUCAGAACCCUUCAUUGAAGCUAAUGUUUGGAAAAAUAUAUACUUGAAGAACUAAUCCAAGUGUGUGCCCCUAACCCCAGCUCAGAAGUAGAAAGGGUUUGAGUUUGCUUGUAUUAGCUGUGCCUUCAUUAUUUUGCUAUGUAAAUGUGACAUAUUAAAUAUAAAAUGGUGCAUAAUCAAAUUUUACUGCUUGAGGAUAGACUGGCAUACAGAAAGGAUUUUUAGGAAGAACAUAUUUAAUGUAAAGACUCUUAGCUUCUUUGUGGGUUUUGAAUUAUGUGUGAGCCAGUGAUCUAUAAAGAAACAUAAGCAUAAAGUUGUUUACCACUGUGGUGUUAAUAAAACAAUAUUUUCAAAAAAAAAAAA
Molecule: messenger RNA, 1926 nt
Organism: Carlito syrichta (Philippine tarsier)
Lineage: Eukaryota; Metazoa; Chordata; Mammalia; Primates; Tarsiidae
Gene: NAP1L5
Product: nucleosome assembly protein 1 like 5
Exons: 1
Coding region: 100-660 (186 amino acids)
Biological process (GO): nucleosome assembly
Cellular component (GO): chromatin; nucleus
Molecular function (GO): histone binding; chromatin binding
Source: RefSeq, a predicted model, not a curated record